Messenger RNA from Penicillium taxi, 375 nucleotides. Its product is annotated as major facilitator superfamily-domain-containing protein. NCBI's taxonomy places the organism in Eukaryota, Fungi, Ascomycota, Eurotiomycetes, Eurotiales, Aspergillaceae. The coding region runs from base 1 to 375 and encodes 124 amino acids. The record is from RefSeq and is a predicted model, not a curated record. The transcript has a single exon.
AUGUCAAUUGUCUUCGGGGGUGUGAUUUUCCAGAAUCGGAUCCGCGAUUAUAAGAGUGACAUUGAGAGCUUUGUUUUGCAUGCGCUGGCCGAGCUGAUCACAAAUGGCGGUGCGACCACAGCGUCUGAUCAGAUUCGGUACUUGCCAGAUACAGCCCGGAACGUGGUUAGGGAUCGAUACAACACUGCCCUUCGGAGCGAAUGGAUUUUCUACACCGCGCUUGGUGGGGCAGCGCUUCUGAUGAGCUUGGGUAUCAGUAAACAGCUCCUCUCAAGGGAACACAAUAUCAACAAGACGGGUCUCGACGUGCAAGAGGCGAGUCGGCUGGAAGAGCUGGAAAAAGAGAACAAGACAGAGCCAACUAGCGCGGUAUAA